UAAACCAUCACUGCAUCACUCUGACAGUAAACCAUCACUGCAUCAUUCUGACAGUAAACCAUCACUGCAUCACUCUGACAGUAAACCAUCACUGCAUCACUCUGACAGUAAACCAUCACUGCAUCACUCUGGCAGUAAACCAUCACUGCAUCACUCUGGCAGUAAACCAUCACUGCAUCACUCUGACAGUAAACCAUCACUGCAUCACUCUGACAGUAAACCAUCACUGCAUCAUUCUGACAGUAAACCAUCACUGCAUCACUCUGACAGUAAACCAUCACUGCAUCACUCUGACAGUAAACCAUCACUGCAUCACUCUGACAGUAAACCAUCACUGCAUCAUUCUGCAGUAAACCAUCACUGCAUCACUCUGGCAGUAAACCAUCACUGCAGUAAACCAUCACUGCAUCACUCUGGCAGUAAACCAUCACUUUAUCAUUCUGACAGUAAACCAUCACUGCAUCACUCUGACAGUAAACCAUCACUGCAUCACUCUGGCAGUAAACCAUCACUGCAUCACUCUGGCAGUAAACCAUCACUUUAUCACUCUGACAGUAAACCAUCACUGCAUCACUCUGACAGUAAACCAUCACUGCAUCACUCUGGCAGUAAACCAUCACUUUAUCACUCUGGCAGUAAACCAUCACUGCAUCACUCUGACAGUAAACCAUCACUGCAUCAUUCUGGCAGUAAACCAUCACUGCAUCACUCUGGCAGUAAACCAUCUCUGCAUCACUCUAACAGUAAACCAUCACUGCAUCACUCUGGCAAUAAACCAUCACUGCAUCACUCUUGCAGUAAACCAUCACGGCAUUACUCUGACAGUAAACCAUCACUGCAUCACUCUGGCA
Molecule: messenger RNA, 851 nt
Organism: Pelobates cultripes (western spadefoot toad)
Lineage: Eukaryota; Metazoa; Chordata; Amphibia; Anura; Pelobatidae
Source: the annotation of a GenBank genome assembly